AAUAAAUAUAAGAUCUAGAUCUAGAUCUAUGCAUUUUAGAUCUAGAGGUCUAUACAUCCAGAAUCUAGAUUUAAAAUCUCUAAUAUAGAAAAAACAUUUUAUUGUAAUAGUUUGCAAAAUGCCAGAAGGACCAGAGUUAUUCUUGUCAAGUUUGUUUGUAAACAGAAUUUGCAAAGAUAUCAUUUUUGGUGGAAAAGUGGUGAAAAACCCUAUACAUAAAUGUCAAGAUAUAGAAUGGGAUGAGCCUCAAUACUCAAUUAGUGCAGAAUCUAAAGGGAAAGAACUAAUGCUGCAUCUAAAAGCUUUGAAUCCAGCUGAAAAAAACUCAAUGAAAAAUAAAAAGCAGCCUGCAAACUCUUCAAAAAUUAAUGGGAAAUCAUUGAGUAUCCAGUUUUCAUUUGGUAUGAGUGGAAAAUUUGAAUUUACCCCAGCAGAUCAAUUGCUUAAGCAUUCCCAUUUAAGUUUUUUUACAAAGACUGAGCCCAAAAUGGCUUUGAGUUUUGUGGAUUAUCGUAGAUUUGGUAAAUGGAGACCAGAAGCUUCUUGGACGUCUGCUAGAGGACCGUGCGUGAUUCAAGAAUAUGAGGAUUUUGUGACCAAUAUUGUAAACAACCUAAAUGAUGCAGCUUUUAACAAACCAAUAUGUGAAGCAAUGCUUAACCAGAAAUAUUUUAAUGGCAUUGGGAAUUAUCUGAGAGCAGAAAUAUUGUACAGAUGCAAAAUUCCUCCUUUUGAAAGAGCCAGUUCAGUGUUAAAACUUCAAACAGAUGAUGAAAUUAAACCAGAGGAGACAAAAGGUGGCAAAAAGCCAAAGGCUAAGAGACAACCCAAAACAGAGAUUUCAGCAAAUAACACUAAUGGCAUUACAAGUGAAAUGACAGAUGUUGAUAAUUCAAAGAAAGAGAUUAAACAGGAGGAAGCUGAACAAGCUUUGAAUGAAAAUAAAGUAUCUGCGUCUGGCAAGCUGACAGCUCAAGCACAAGAACUGCUUAGACUGUGUCAUACAAUCCCAUUAGAAGUUGUUCAGUUAGGGUCAACAAAGUAUACCUUGUCUGAAAUGUAUGUCAAGGGAGAAGAAAAUGGAGAACAAGGCUUUGAUGAUUGGCUCCAGUGCUACUACCAGCCAGGCAUGAAGAACAUGGUGGACCACAAUAAAAGAACUAUGUGGUUUAGUGGACCAGCAGGACCCUUGGCUCCCCCAGAGAGCAAGUCUAGAGCUUUGUUAAAAUCACUGAAACCAGUAAAGGCUGCAGACAAUAAAGAAUCAGACAAGGCAAAUAAUAAGAAAAAAUCAUCAAAAAAGAAAGGUGUCAAACCAAGCGAAACUGUAGAGAAACAUGAUCCUGAAAACAGUGAUCUUGAUGAUAACAAAGAUGAUGCUCUGUCUACAAAAACUGAAACAACUGAUGAAGCUGAUCACAGCACUAGGAAAUCUACGAGAAAAAGAAAAUCAGAAAAUUCAAAAAAGGGAGGAAACUCUGAAAUUACCACUAAAAAAUCCAAGUAUUUUAACAAUGGUAGAAGUGAUGUUCAGAUCUCCAAAAACAGCAGGAGGACAAGAAGGUCAGUAGAGUUGGAGGUGAAUAGUGAAGAUGUUAUUGAGCUCAAGAAAACUGUGUUGAGAAGGAAAAAAUCUGAAUUACAAAACAAGAAAAAUACAAACAAAAGAGCAAGCAAAAAAAGAGCUUGAUGAAAAAAAAAAAAGGUUCAGAUAGAGGCAUUAUGUUACUGCAUUUAUUGUAUGAUGAACAAACCAUAAAUAUAUAUACAU
Physella acuta is the source of this 1771-nucleotide messenger RNA. RefSeq names its product endonuclease 8-like 1. Gene Ontology annotation, cellular component: nucleus. The record is from RefSeq and is a predicted model, not a curated record. Gene Ontology annotation, molecular function: zinc ion binding; DNA-(apurinic or apyrimidinic site) endonuclease activity; nucleic acid binding. Gene Ontology annotation, biological process: base-excision repair. Lineage: Eukaryota; Metazoa; Mollusca; Gastropoda; Physidae.